Diorhabda carinulata is the source of this 1408-nucleotide messenger RNA. RefSeq lists its product as uncharacterized. NCBI's taxonomy places the organism in Eukaryota, Metazoa, Arthropoda, Insecta, Coleoptera, Chrysomelidae. The record is from RefSeq and is a predicted model, not a curated record. The transcript is spliced from 3 exons. The coding region runs from base 117 to 431 and encodes 104 amino acids.
CGAGGCUGUCGACCAAGAUUUAAUUUUGGCGCGAUUUUAAUCGAAAUGCCACGAUACGAUACGAGACGUGCAGGCGCAUGCGUGCUGGACUGCUGGUGUGAACGCGUGUGCGCGUAAUGGCGGACGGCAGCAAAAAGUUGUUUGGCGGUUUGUCGGCAUAUCUAUCGACUUUUGGAGGGAGAGAUUUUACUGGACAUACAAACCGCAUUUUAAAUUUUUUGUUCAUUUAUUCUCUUGCAACUAAUUGGAAUUUUUGUGGCAAACGAGGUGAGAAAAAGGCUUUUAAAAACUUAAACGUAAAGGAUGUGAUUAUUGGUGCUGUAAGAAAAAGCUCCCCUCUAGUCAGUCAGAAAGAAAUAGAAGAUACCAUCAAGGUGUGGUUGAAACAUGCACCAGAGAAAUUGAAAAAGCAGCAGCAUGGCAACCCGUAAGAAAAAAAGUGUUGUUAGUCAAAGACAACUCUACAGAAGGAUGGCAGAAGCAAAUUUAGCACCUGUGAGUCAGAAUUGUUAUAAUACAUCUUUAAUAGUUAAUAAUGAUUCCAAUGAAUCAUCAAAUUCCGUUUUUUUUUGCUGGUUCAAUGUGUGAAAGUGAAAAUGACACCUGUUCCUCAAGAGAUUUAGAUUUUAAUGUAAACUCGCCUAAUGAAAAUUUGCUCUUCAAUGAUGCGACGUUAUACAACCAUUUGACUUCCUAUUCCAGUAACGUGCCCCCUAACGAUUUAUUUUCUAAUGAACCGCCGCCUAGCGAUUUGCAUUCGAAAUUGUCAAACUGGGCAGCUUCAAGGUACGUUCGACGUACAGUAGUUACUCAUCUCUUGCAUUAUCUCCACCAUUUAAAAUCGUUAGUUCAGUCUCCGAAUAAACCGUUACAACAGAUUAAUAGACGCUUAAAAGAAAUUGAAAUGACAGUGUACGAAAAACAUGACUCUACUUCACCUGAUGAUGAACACUUCUGUAAAUGUGAAUUGUCCCAUUUCUUAGGACCAACGCCAAAUUUCUCUUGCAAGCAGUAUAAAAAGCUUCAUUAUAAAGAUUUUAUUUUUUCUAUUGCAUCAUAUUCAGAAGCAAAUUGUUUUUGUCUUACCUUAGAAGGACUGGUUUUCAAAAUAGAAAAUGUAGUGGAUAAUAAUGGAGCAGUUUUUAUAUUAGGUAGGAGGUUUCAGGAUUACCGUUCAUUUUACAAAUACCCUGUCGACUCAAAAGAAUUUAUCCAAAAUUUAUCAGAGUAUAUCGAGUUAUUGCACUGCCACAAAGUUUUUUCGAAAUGUAUUGUUUUUCCUUUCAAGCAGGAAUGGUUGUCAUUUUCAUUAUUGCAUCAUUAGUAAUUCCUUAUUUCAACUUUUAUGUUCUAUAAGUGUAAUAGUAUGUAGUUUUUUAAGAUUUUGUAAUAAACGUAUUAAUUUGAA